Molecule: messenger RNA, 7068 nt
Organism: Girardinichthys multiradiatus
Lineage: Eukaryota; Metazoa; Chordata; Actinopteri; Cyprinodontiformes; Goodeidae
Product: protocadherin alpha-C2-like
Exons: 4
Coding region: 250-3252 (1000 amino acids)
Biological process (GO): homophilic cell-cell adhesion
Cellular component (GO): plasma membrane
Molecular function (GO): calcium ion binding
Source: RefSeq, a predicted model, not a curated record
AACACACCCUUCAGCAACGCGCAUUGGAGAGAGGAGAGGAGAAAAAAAAACGCAUCACGGACAAAGGAAAAAUAUGGGUGCACCGUGGAGCAUUGAUUUCAGCUGGACAACGCGAUGGAUGAGCCGCUUCUUUUUCAUUCACCGGGAGACCAAUUAGCCCACCUUCAUGAGGUGCUGGGAUGCGAGAUACUCCAAGCAAAAAAGGCGGAAGGGUGCGUUUAAUCCGUCUGCGGAUCCUGUGAGCUUGCCAUGGCUGUGACUGGGACAUGCAACUGGACAGGGAGGAAUGUGCCUUUUUAUUAUUUUGUGCUGUUUUCCUUAUUUUGUGGCCUUGCAUUUGGACAGCUGCGGUAUUCGAUCACAGAAGAACUGGAAAACGGAGCUCUGGUAGGUGAUCUGGCGAGCGAUUUAGGCCUGGAUAUUCGAAGGCUCUCCACUCGUAAAAUCAAGUUAACCUCCAACAGCGGGAAGCGCUACGUGAUUGUCAAUCCCAAAAAUGGGAAACUGCUCGUUAAUGACAGGAUCGACAGAGAGGCGCAGUGUGAUUUGCCCAGCACCUGCCUCAUUAAUCUGGAGGUGAUGUUAGAAAACCCCACAGAAGUGCAUCACGUCGAGGUGGAGAUUGUGGAUGCAAAUGACAAUGCGCCGCAGUUCCCCAGAGAUGAGUAUCAACUGGAAAUAACAGAAUCUGCUAUGCCGGGGUCUCGUUACCCGAUUGAAAAUGCUCAAGAUCCAGACGUUGGGUCCAAUUCUGUCCGCAUGUAUCAGCUCAGCACAAAUGAGAAUUUCGCGCUGGUAUCAAACAAACCCUCCCUCAACACAAAGCACAUAGAAAUAGUCCUCAAAAAGCCCCUCGAUCGAGAGCAAACGCCUUACCACCAGUUGAUUUUGAGUGCUGUGGAUGGUGGAAUACCUGAAAAAACAGGGACUGCCAAAAUCAACAUCCGGGUCCUGGACUCAAAUGACAACGUCCCGGUGUUUGACAACUCGGUGUACAAAGUGAAACUGUUAGAAAACUCCCCCAAAAAUACCCUGGUGAUCAAACUGAAUGCGACGGACUUGGAUGAAGGCACAAAUGGAGAGGUUUAUUACUCUUUCAGCAGCUACACUUCAGAGAGAGUCAGGCAGAUGUUCAGCAUGGACACUAAUACAGGUGAUAUCAGAGUUAGGAGCAAUGUGGACUAUGAGGAGACCAACUCCUAUGAGAUGUACAUCCAAGCAAUGGAUAAGGGCCCGGGUGCAGUUGCAGCUCAUUGUAAGGUGGUUGUAGAAGUUGUGGAUGUGAAUGAUAACAUCCCUCAGAUAGUGCUGUCAUCUCUCUCGAGCCCCGUGAGGGAGGACGCCCGUGCGGACACGGUGGUCGCCCUCAUUAGUGUCACUGAUCGAGACUCUGGCACUAACAAGCAGGUGACCUUAGAGAUCCCAGCAGGCCUUCCUUUCAAGAUCAAGUCCUUCAGAAACUACUACACCCUGGUUACCUCAGCCUUCCUGGACCGUGAGACCACUGAUGCCUAUAAUGUCACUCUGAGUGCCACAGAUGGAGGAAACCCUCCCUUAUCUUCUCAAAAGACCAUACAGGUGGAUGUGGCAGACGUUAAUGACAACCCACCACGCUUUGAGCAGACUUCAUACACAGUAUAUGUGACUGAAAACAAUGCCCCUGGGGCCUCUUUGUGUACUGUAAAAGCUCAAGAUGCAGACAUUAAAGAGAAUGCACGGAUCACCUACACAGUGCUCAAUGAUAACAACCAUGGCAUUCCUGUCACCUCAUAUGUGUCUGUAAAGGCCGAUACAGGGGAGGCUUAUGCCCUCCGGGCCUUUGACUAUGAGUCACUGAGAGAGUUUCAUUUCCAGGUCAAAGCUCAGGAUGGGGGCAUCCCCCCUCUCAGCAGAGUUGCUACCGUCUACAUUUAUAUAAUGGAUCAGAAUGACCAUGCUCCACUGAUAGUCAGUCCUGCUGGCAAUGGGACACGCUCCUUGGAGACGGUACAAAAGAAUGCAGAGCUUGGUGCCUUGGUGACCAAAGUGGUGGCAUACGAUGCAGAUGCUGGUCCAAACGCUUGGCUGGUCUAUGUGCUGGAGACAGCCACUGACUUGGACCUAUUCAAAGUGCAUGAGCACACCGGAGAGAUCCGCACCACUCGGAGGAUCCUGGAGGACAACUCCACUUCUUUUGCUCUAACAGUUGUAGUGAAAGACCAUGGUGAGCCAAUUCUCUCCUCUACCGCCACCAUCAAUGUGGCGGUCAUGGAGGUGGCACCAAAAGUGGCCCCCGAUACCAAGAAAGUAAUGCGACCUCAUGCCACUUUGUUUUUCUCGAACGUGACUCUUUAUCUUAUUGUAGCAUUGAGUGCCACAACAUUUGUAUUCCUGGUCACCGUGGUGGUGCUCGCCAUUGUCCGCUGCCAUGCCUACUGCACACAGCCCGGUUCCUGCUCCCCUUGCUGUGGGUCACAGAAGCCUCCUCCAGAUGGUGGAAGCAGCAGUGUCAGUGCAGGCGGAGGAGGUGGCGGAGGGGCCGCAGGACAGCCUAAUAACAACGUGGUGCUUCGAAGAGAUCUCAAAGUGGAGCCUCAUUACAUUGAGGUGCGUGGGAAUGGCUCCCUGACAAAGACGUACUGCUACAAGACCUGCUUGACUGCCACCUCUGGCAGCGACACCUUCAUGUUCUACAACACGGGUCGGCCCAUCAGUGGCACCUGGGGUAGCGGUGCUGACCGUUUCUUUACUAGUGGAAGUGGAUUUGUACGGAGACUGAGUAUGCCUGAUGCCUCUCUUCAGAUCUGCCCAGAGCCAAAAGCCCCCAAUGCUGACUGGCGAUAUUCUGCAUCUUUGAGGGCAGGGGUGCACAGUUCUGUCCACAUGGAGGAGUCCUCCGUGAUGCAAGGUGCCCAGGGGAUGCUGGUCCAGAACUGGCCUACUGUAUCCAGUGCUGCAGAUGGAGAGGGUGGCGGAGAACUCUCUCCCCCAGUGGGUGCUGGAGUCAACAGCAAUAGCUGGCACUUCCGAUAUGGCGCUGGACAAGGCUACAUACCUCCUCAACCCCUGAAACCUGGAGAGAUUCCACCCGAAGCCUUCAUCAUUCCCGGAUCUCCGGCCAUCAUUUCCAUCCGCCACGACGCCGGCCCCGUGGAUGACAAAGGUGACUUCAUAAGCUUCGGCAAGAAGGACGAGGCCAAAAAAAAGAAAAAGAAGAAGAAAGACAAGAAGGACAAAAAAGAUAAGGGAAAGGAUGACAGCGGGGAUGAUUAGAGGAAAAUGAGGUGACCAAAAAGCAGAGCUACUACUUAAUUCACCGUCUCGGUUUCAGAGCCAGAAAAAUAAACCAAAUGCACAAUAUAACCAAGGGAUCCUGCUUGUACCAUGUUUGCAUAGACCUUGUACAGCGGCCAACGGCUCAUUUGAUCAGCCUUGGCUCUUAUAAAAUACAAAUAUUCUUAAUCCAUAGGCUGGACCAAAUUAAAACGCAAACCAAUUAUUUCAUUAGAUUAGCCUUCCUGUGAUUUACCAUCCAGUCCCCCAAACCACUUUGUUCAAUCUAUUGAACGAUCUGCUUUGUUUAAUGACAACAGAAAUAUACCAUAGAUGGUGCUCUAUUUGUAUCUGACCACUGUCAGCUGAAGCUGCUGUUUUCAAUGUCUCUGGCACCCUUUUAUUUCUUGCCAAGCCAAUGUGAAGUGAAAGCCAAAAUGAAACGAACAAAACAAAUGAAGUACAAGCUUUCAUCUUCAGUAUUACAGAAGUCUUUUGUAAAAAAGUGAAAAAGAAAAAAGUUCUAACCUUUCCUGUAUGCCUACCAUGAGAUAAGCACCUUUAAGACAAUGAGGUGGCUGAGAGAAGGUGGAGCAUGCUCGGACAGAGCUGUGUUUUAAUGGAAAAACAUAUUGGAUGGGCUAAAGACCUGCACUGGGGUGCACUAACUAUCCCGCAAGUUUGUCCCCAAGUUAGUUUAUAAGCAAGUGGCUUCAUAACUGCUAGUUCAUUUGGAACUAGUAAGUCACUGAAAUUGAUUGUACAGAGUUAGUUUUAUGAACUAGACAGAUGGGAAAAUAGUAUAAUGGUUAGAAGUUAAUAGAACCGGUUGACAUGUUUUUGUCCAUUAUCUGCCAAUUAUUUUUUGCCAACAAUUUUUGAAAGCUGCUGUGAUAUUAGAUUUUUUUGUGUUACAAUUAAUUAAUUUAUUUCCUUUUUUGGACUGUUCCAUAACAUAAAGUUGCUGCAUCUCAACAGAAAGAACCGCUUACUGCUUUACUCUAUACUGCCUUAAAUUUGUUUAUACAAAAAAAAAAAAUGAAUAAUUUUUUUUUUUCUAUCAAGCAUAUUCUAAAUUAAGUAGAAAGUGUUCAUUUGAAUAGGGGACAUACAAUAGAUAUUUCAGAUAUUUAAUUUGCAAAUGAAUGAAAUCAGGAAUAAAUGGGCAUAACUUUGGCCACUACGUGGCUGAGUUAAGACUGGAAUUGGUUUGAGGGGAAUUUUUCGCAAUUUCAUAAUUUAGCCAUAUUUAUGUCAUAUAUUUAAAAAAUCUAAACAUGGACAUGAUAAUUUAGCAUCUCAACCUAAUCUAAACCCCCAAAUAUGAUGGUUUAAACACAGCAUCUCAAGUCAAUUUUUAAACAAGAAGAAUAUUCUGCCUGAUGAAAAAGAAAAAACUAAAAAGGUUUGUCAUUUAACUGGUUGGCAGUGUAAUAUAAUGUGUAGAAAAUGGAUAGAAACAUUCAAACUUACAGCUUAGGGUCUUUGCUAAAUCGCUAAUGCAAAAAUGUGCUGUUUGCAAACAAAAAAGGGAAAAAUGCUACUUUACUGUUAGUAAGUGCAGUUGUGUGAUUAUGUAUAAUUUGCACUUGCUUUAUUGCUUGCUUAAUUAUAUAGCUGUUCCAUAGGGUUACUUGAAACAGAUUUUUGUGGUGUAGUUUGUCAAGCAGGAAUUGGAAUUAACUAGGGAACCUACAUGCAGCUGAUGUGGGUGGCCCCUAAACUUUCCUCUCAAAACAUGGCACAGGUCAAUGUGGUCUUAAUAAUACACCCAGGCAGGCAGACACAAACACAAACUCUUCUUGCCUCACACUCACACAUAAAAACAAAAACACAGAGAUUGUCUUCAAACAGGAGAAAUGAAAAAUCAAAUUGAAAUCAAAACCCCAAACUCCUUUCUGCAAACUGAAGAACUGAAAGCAAGUGCUUAAUACGAGAGUGUAUUAUAUGGCUCAGAAGCAGGAACGUUGCUUGUCGCUUCAUUUUUGCUCAAGCCCCGAUCCCUCCGCUUCUGUCUUUGAAUGUUAAGUAGUUGUUCUUCAAGCUCUGCAUCACUGCCUCGAUUGCUUCAGUGCUUUUAGGAUUUGCUUGCCCCUGCUGCCUGUUUCCUCCCUCGACUCCUCAGAUCUACAUGGUUCAACGGCAUCUUUCAAGUUGCUCUCCUUCGGUGAACUGUGCAAUUGUAACAGAGUAUAACAUUUGUGUAUAUUCAUAGCGGCGCAUAUUCGCAUAGCGGCGCAAUAAUUCAAUCCACCACACUCACAUUUACUACCCCUUUCCUUGUGUUCGGCUUCGGCUCAAACCGAGCUUAGGCGCUUCUGCUAGCGAGCCCCACCUUCUGACUUCUCAUUGUUGACAGCUCUGUCGCCACUUGCCUGGGUUGUGCACUCAGCAUAGUGAGGUCGUCUGACAGAUUAGCAGAACCUCAGAUUAUGAUCUUCUGGAUAUGAUGGAGAGGCAAAAACGAUAGGGAGUUGAAAAUGAGCAAAAAGUGUUGCUCCUGUGCAAAAGAAAGAGAAGUUACUGAGCAACUUGAUCGUCUUUUGUAUGAGAAGAGAAAUUGGAGUUCCUCGAUAAGAAUUGAUCAACUUAGGUUGACUGAACUCACAAAGAGGAUGAAGCACAGUUCAUUGCUAAUGAAAAUGGUCUAAACUUUUAAUUCAAUUAGGAAUUUGGUGGGGGUGGGAGUAAGAACAAAUGGGGGUAAAACUGUUUGAUGUGCAGUUGCAGGUCAUUCGAGACAAAAAUAAAAUUUUGCUAUUAUUCCUACUUUUAUUAUUAUUGCUUUAUUGCUUUGCUGAAACAAGGUUGCCCAGAAGUGCCAUGUCAAGCAUCAAACUUGAGCAGUGAUCAAAACAUGAACCACUGUUGGUCAGACAGACUGUUUAAAGCAGUAGGUGUCAGAACAACAGGAUUAAAAGCACCGGAAAAUUUCACCUCAGUGUUCCUUUCUUUAGAUCAUUGUAUUGCCAAUCACCAUUGGGGUUAUGUACGUAGGUGCUGCUAUACUGCCCGGUCCCUCCCAUGUCCCUGAUUCCUGCCCCUCUGCAAGGUUUUGCAGACAUAAUUCUGUGCUGUCAGAGCACCAAGUGGCUGCUUGCAUGCUUUAAGCAAAGGAAACAGAUUCUAUAUAAAUACUAUAUAUACAUAGGUAUGUUUUUUUCUCCAAUGUGUAUUGGAAUACAUAUAGAUCCUACAAAAGAAAAUGCACACAUUCAAGAACUCGCAUUCAUCCCAAGUAAACACACAUCCAGUUCAUAAAGACACACUAUUGCGAACAGUAAAUUGUGGAAAAACCUAAAAGAAACACAUUUUGUAUCCUGUUGAAAAUGACUUUAAUCUUCUAGAUAUAAAUUAUGCUAUUGUGUAUGAAAGGCCUUUUUUUUAACGUUUUUAUCCAUAUGAUUUUCAUAGCUAAGAAAAUCAAUCCUUAAACUUGUGUUGAGCUUUGUAAUGAUCAAACAAACACUAAUGUGAAAUAAAAACAUUUACUCAUCCUGCAUAUCUGUCUGUUGCCCAGUAGAGAAAAACACAAAAAAUAAGAAAAAAAGCUAUAUAAAAACAUAAAUGUUUGAAAAAAAAAAAAAAAAGUUGAUGUAUUCUCUGCUUGUGUAUAGUGAAUGUUCCUCAGUCGCUGGGUGCGGGGGCUGUGACUGGCUCAAACCGGUCCACUGUGUCCAUACAGAUCUGUUCAUGACUUUUUUGUACACCUGCUAAUCAUUGUUACAGUGAUAAUAGUGGUUCUUAUGAUUUCAUCAAUCUGGUAAUGUGUUUUGUUAAGAAGUCACAAAUAAAGUUUUUUUCUUAAAUAUCUUA